This is a messenger RNA of Moneuplotes crassus, 1329 nucleotides long. The record is from the annotation of a GenBank genome assembly. NCBI's taxonomy places the organism in Eukaryota, Ciliophora, Spirotrichea, Euplotida, Euplotidae.
UUAAACAUGGAAAACUGAAAUUACAUUAAGAAGUCACCAGAAGUUGAGUUGGAAAUACCUUCGCGCUUAAAGAGUGCCUCAAAGAACAAAUUUAGUGAAGAUAAGAAUUUAGAAAAAGACUUAGCCCCUAAAUAUCCAUUGUUCUAUGAUUAUGACCCCAAUGACCAGUGAAAGAAAACAUUACAGGAGCUAUAUACUACUGCGAGAAGGUGUCAGAUCAUUCUCAAGGAGUACCAGUCAUGCCAUUCUGGCUCCUAUCCUCUCAGCCUGCACCAAAUCUCUAGGCUAAUUUCACAAAUUGUUUCUACAUCCAAAAAUAACCAGUUCUGGAUACAGUACAGGUGAUAUCAUAAAGAAGACGUAAUAAUUAUAAAUGCAUUCAACCAUCUUUGGUCACAAAUCGAUGAACUCAAACAGGAGCUAAGCCUUAUACAUGAAGUUACUGAGAAUCAGCAAAGAAAGGAGGUGACUCUAAAGAAGGGCCAUAAGGAAAUGGGUGAGAAGCAAGGAGGGCAACUGACGACCAAAACCCUCCAAGACAUUCCUUGUAUAUUUCUUGAAAGAAGCCAAGAAGCUGCCAGUUUAAACUUAGUUCUCACUUUCGAGGCUCUUUACAGGUUGAGCUGUAAUGGACUCAGUCAGAAAAUUUAUCAUGACUCAUAUGAAAAUACCAUUGACUGUAAUAUUAGUGAUUGGUAUUAUUUUUCACAAGAGCCAGGUCUUUCAUUAGAGUUCGAUUACACAAAUCCUGAAAGAUGUGUCUACGCCAAAAAGGUGAGCAAGGUCACUCUGCCUUAUUUCGAAAGUGUCAUUGUCAAUACAGAUUCUAAAUCCUUAAAGCUAUUCCAUAAAUGUGUGGCUCAUUUUUCACCUUGCAGCAAUGUGAAGGCUCUAGAAAUUUUAGCCUUGGAAUUAACCGAUAUUGCCCUCUAUUUACCGCAAAUUGUUAAGAUAUGUGCUCGUGUUCAGAAGAAAGUCUGCCUUUGAAAGUUUAACUUAAAUGAAACCCAAUUUAAAAAGUUCCUCAUGGGGUGCAGACACCUUGAGGAAGUAAAAUUUACAUUGUGCAAAUUUGAUAUUCCUAGAGUGCCUGACUUGAGCACGUGAAUGAAAGGAACAGUUAUUAAGAAAAUUUGUUUAUGGACUUGAAUUCGACAAAAUGAGUGGAGAAAAUUCCCAGAAAAGUUAGAAACUUUGGUAAAUGCAAUUUCUGCUGGUGACCUUAAAGAGUCCCUCAAAGAAGUAGAAUUUGAAGAUACCUUAUCUGAAUAUUUUGUGAAUUGGAUCUUUGAGAAAUAUGGUCUUGGCCAUAUUUUAAAUUUAGGAUAA